CGCUUGAGGCCACGGAGAACCUGCCGGUCGUCCACUCGCGCCACUUGCCAAUUUUUUAUUAAAUACUUUUUGCGUGUCUGGUCGCUAUGGUCUAGUUUCUAUAUCUGUGAUAGGAAAAUAAUCUACUUGUGCCACUGUCUUAAUAAUGUAACAUUGUAGCAUAUGUGAUUAGCUUAUAAAAUAGCAAUUUUAAAAUUAUAUUAUGCCAGUAUUAAUGAGUUUGCAUUAAUAUAACAUCGAAAAAUAGAGUUCCUACGUCAAAAGAUAAAUAAACCUUCAAAAAUUCUAAUAUGUAACUUCUUCUUUUUAUGUAAGUAUUCGGUGUAUUUGUCAGUUAUUCCAUUAUAACUACAGCUUGAUACAAAACAUUUAAAUAGUGAACAAACGAAACUUAAUGUGAACAAAUCAGUGUUAAUUCCACAAAAGUGAUGUGAUCAUUGCAAUGAAGGAUUCGGCUCCUAGUUGUGAGGAUGUCGCGGACAAACUGGUGAGGUUGUUUGGGUGGAGACAGACCUACCCAGUGCAGAAACUUCAAAGGAAUAUCCUGCCAAAACCCCAUGAAAAUGCGGGACCAGAAACAUGGGUGGGGGUGCGAGCCCUCCGCGCUAGCUCCGGCGGUAUCUUGGACCCAGAUGACCGCGUGCGGGACGUGGCUGAUGACCGGGAGACCUUGACUGCGGAGUGCACUACCCAAACGCCGCAGCCUCGGGCAGCGCAAGCCGAUGGCGCCAGCGGGUCUUCAGCCGGCACCGCUUCCCCUGACAUGUUUCGGGGAGGUGGUGGUGUUGGCGGUAGUAUGCGGGUCCCCAACACAGAUUCCUGCGUGGAGGUCGGUGAAGCGGAUCUGGAGGACGGAUCUACCGGUCUUCAAGUCCGGCGGGGCAGCGAACCUACGCUGCAUCAGGACACACUUCCCUCACAAAUACCGGUAUCGGAACAAACCAAACGCUGGUCGGCAGCCGUGGUCUGCCGCGACGACUCAAGUCGGAUCCUGCAAAAGGUGCACCCGCUCCCGGACGGCAGACCACCGGACCCGAACCCCGACAGACACUCGCACUCCGCCAACCACUUCCAGAGGCAGACCAAUAGACUUUCUAUGCAGUUUUCUGGGCAAGGAAGCGGCGUGUGGUUAGACGCGGCAGAGAGGAUACAGAGCUACGGCAGCAAGAGUCUCCCGCGGGACCCCAGACGGGACCCCUUGGGGCAGGAUACGCCACAUGACAAUCAAAAUCAUAGGGUAGAGGACAUGCUGCGGUGGGUGUCCGGUGUAAAUAAUAACGUAGCGAGCGUGCAUCCUGUGCAGGAACGCCCACUAGAUCUCUUACCUGAAGUGGGUAACAGCGAGCGCGCGAUCUCAGGCAUGGAAGUCCCCGUGAGCCCGAGCAAACCGUCCUCGGGCUCCAACCAAACUGUCUCCGUGGCCUUGGUGAAGGGCGAGAAGGGGCUCGGCUUCACCAUCACCACUAGAGACAACCCCACCGGCGGACACUGUCCUAUAUACAUCAAGACUAUCCUGCCUAAGGGUGCAGCGGUGACAGACGGGCGACUUCGAGCGGGCGACAGACUUGUGUCGGUCAACAAUGUGUCGGUGUCGGGGCUGUCGCAGCAACAAGUGGUCGCGCUGUUGAGGAACACUCCCACCGACUCCACUGUAGACAUCGUUGUUGAGAGGAACAUGCCUAACAGGACACAGAGGGUAGAACCCCAGCAAAGCCCACAAAAAUACGUGGAAAAGGCAAUAGGAUCUCCCGCCACCCUGGCAAAAGCUGAACAAAAGGCAAGAGAGACGGAAAACGGCCGAGUGUCCAGUAUAGUGAACGCCAUCAACCAGGGCAAAGCGAACAGUUCCUUGCGGGGGAGGAUCCCUAAGAGUUCCUCUAGAGACGACCUGAAGGACCACAGUGGAGACCAGGCUUUGCAGGAUGUACUUAACUCUUCCACUAAUUCUAUCCUUAGUCUUCGAAACCGGCUCAUCCUAAGGCUAGAUGUGCCAGUCCACGACUCGGAGAAGGCGGGGCUGGGCAUCAGCGUCAAGGGCAAGGUCACGGUGGGCAACGACCCGCAAGACCUGGGCAUCUUCAUCAAGUCUGUUCUUCACGGAGGGGCGGCGUCUAGAGAUGGCAGGUUACACACCAACGACCAGCUGCUGAGCGUGAACGGCGUGUCGCUGGUGGGGCAGUCCAACGCGGAGGCCAUGGAGACGCUGCGGCGCGCCCUGCUGCACGCGCGCCCGCACUUGCGCGGGAGCAUCUCGCUCGCCAUCGCGCGCCGCACGGAGAGCAUGGACAGCCUAGCCAGGUGGAAAGACGACACUCCACCCAACGGCAACUCGAACGAUUCCACCAAUCUCUCCAACGACAACUCACAAUUCAACACAGUCAUCUACAACAGCACUGACAAAGAAAACAAACCCGUAGACUUCAACAAGUUUAGUCAAAAAGACGUCGACACCCACGACGGGAAAAAACACGCUUCAAUCGUUACAAUAAAUAAUAAUACAAGUUGGGUUUCGAAUCAGUCUGACGACAGUAAAGGGUAUUUAGAAAGAGAUAAAGAUGCGGUUCCGCAUGAUAGUAAAAGAGAUAGCUUUGAAUGGAGUCGAUUGGAGGGUUGGAAUCCUGUGAUAGACAGACUGACAGGAUUGCGGAAUGAGAGUUAUUAUAUGGCGACGGGGCAGGAAGGGCCGAUGGUGAAUGGACAUCAUUUCAGGCAGAACCUGGGGCACGUGCAUAUGUCAAGGUCGCCGCCUGCGCAUCACAAUGUUAUCAUUGAGGAAGAUUAUGGAACAACCAGGGCGGCAGGCGAAUCUGGCAGCGAAUGCAGCGCCGCAGCGGACGCGUUCAGCCGCGACGCGGUGGGGCGCCGCUCCAUGUCGGAGAAGCGCCACGCCGCCAUGGACGCCAAGCAGACCGGCACCUACAAGAAGAUCAAGGAGAUCAAGGCGGUUCACUCCAUGCAAGUGGGUCCAUCUUUGGGAAUGCGCAAAUCGUCAAGUCUGGAGUCUCUGCAAACUGCAAUACAAGAAACCCAGAGGCAUCCGCGGAAUGAACCUAUUUACGCGCGAGCUCAUCCACCCUUAAAACACUGGCUAACGGACGACCACAAUGGCCCCGAGAGUAUGGUGAGAGGUUCGCCUCAACAGUCAUCGCUCUCACACAAGAAACCUUCGUUACUGAAGUCUCUGUCCACCAUGUUUAGAAUUGGGAAGCCGCACAAGAAGCCGGAAACGGAAGUGUACGGGCGAUCUCAGCCGGGACGCGCCUCUGAGAAGUCUCUGUCCCGGGAUAGUGAGCGGCACGUCCGGGACUCCAGGGAAGCUCUGGAGGAAGAAGGGAAUCAACAUCACAGACUGGAACCGAGCCACUCCCGCCAAAGCAGCGGCGAGCGCAGCCACAAGGGCGACCGGAGGGCGCCCGCGCAGCCGCCGCCCUACCGGGGGCCGCCCGCCAGGACCGCGCCCCUACACCAUCCAGCAAUGGACAGCGCGUGGGGACCCAGCGGCCAUUACGCGAAUUACGAUGAAAUACAACAAAAUCUCAAUGCUCGUCGUGAGAAGCUCAGUGAAGUUCAAAUCGGUCAGAUGAGGAGACAAGUCCACGCUCAAAGAGCCAAAGCCGAGGAGGAGAGUCGUCGUGUCGGCGUAAGCUCGGCUGGGUACCACUCUCAGCGGUCCUGUAGGGACGCGCCGCGGCCGCAGUCCAACUACUACGAGUACGAGACCGCGCCGCCCAGGAGGCCGGGGAAACUAUCACAUUACCACUGAAAUACUUGAUAAAAGUCUGUAUGUCUGACAAAAGAAAGUACUACCACUUAAACGAAUUCGCUCUGAAUUACUUGUGACAAGAAAGAACUAUCAAAACACACGCGUGAUGAUGAAAGAGUUGCGACAAGUUACGACUAUCACUGAAAUACAUUAUAACCAAUUUCAUUAGUUGCACCGGCGACGCAGAAUAGCGCAAACUACCGCCAAAUCAAACACAAUGAAAUUUCAAUAACGACCUUAUUACAAGCACAUUAAAUUUAAAAUCUAAAAAAUGUCUCCUGCUAUUUCGCUCAUGAUAGCCGACAGUUUCGUUCGCGGGUUCAAAUGGCGCGCUCUGAUAGGUUCAAAUAUUUUCGCGCCAUUAAAGAAUUAGACUACUGCGUAGUACAUUGGUGUAGUAUAUAAAAGUGGUUAUACUGUAUCUACUUGCAUUAGGUCUCAAUGAUAAGAGAGGACUAGCACUGAAAACACGCGUUAUAGCUCUGAACGCCUUGCGACAUGAUAUACUAUAACUGAAUUAUGAAUUGCGAUGAGAAGACUCUACUUAAUACAUGCAUUAGCUUCGAAUGCUUUGCGACAAGCUGCGACUACUAACAAUAUGAUGUCCCAUUGUAUAAGAUUUUAGAGACCAAUUGAUAUUGUUUGAUAAACCAGUGAAUAUAUAGCAAGUGUAGUACGGAAAUUGUAUCUUCUAUUGUAUUUUAAGUACUUACAACUAUUAAAUAAAUAAUUACUACAUACAUUCAUCAUCAUUCUGUUAAAAUCUGAUUUUAUUAUUUUAGCAUCAGAAAGCUUUUUUUUUUGACAAGUGAACAUUAUUUGUGCAUCAGAUUGGACGUUAAUCGUUCUUGUUUAUCUAAUUUUCGUAAAAGAUCGUUGUAUGUAGGUUUUUAAUUUUGUGAUGUUGCAAUGUUCUUCAUAUUAAGAGAAAAAUAAAAAAAAAUUUUCCAAAAUGCGCUGCUGGCUUCACCCAAAUUGAAAAUUUAUUUUUAAAAACCUAGAGUUUAUGUAUUAAGAAUUUUUGUCGAGUACUUACGAUUGUAGUUAUUGCGAUCUAAGUGAAACCUCAUAAACAUAAAAACUACUACAUACUUAAAAUCUCAUUGACCAUAAAUGAUCUAAAAAUGUUUUUAAUCUAUUAUUUAAAGAUAAAAUGUUUUUAAGCUGUCUUUAUUAUCUGGGUUAAGAUUUUCAUUGUAGGAUCUGAUCACUUCUCUCUCUCUCGAUAAGAGUAAAAUCCUUAUCACUGUAGUAUUUAUUGUUUUGUACAUGAUUUCACUUUACAUCCUUAUUAAUCCAAAAUGUGCAAGGUUAAGUUUUGUUCACGUGAAAUAAAAUCAAAGAAGCUUUAAAAUAAAUAAUUUUAUGAUAAUGUAAGCCUUUGCUACUUAUGUGUGACUGAAUAAUUUAUUGGUAUUACCUAUAAUUUUAUAAAUUGAAGCUCUUAAUUAUUUUUGUUUAGUAUUUUAGUUGUGAACUAAAAUACAGUCAUAGUCAAGUUCGUGAAAUAUAUUGACCAUGUCUGUAUUUUUUGUUAAAUUGAAAUAAGAUCCCAUCAAUAUGUGAUAAAUAUUAUUAUUCCUUUAUAAAUAAGUAGUCAAAUGAAUUUUUAAAUGUGAACAUUUAGUUUAUUUGUUUGGGUACUGAGUUAUGAAAUCCGUUGUCGAUAUCAAAUUAAAUUAGAUAAGUACCUAUUGAAAUCAUGGUUAAAUUUAUCUUAAUUAUUUAUAUAACUGACGGUUUCAAAUAUAUUUUGAUUUCAAUUAAUUAAGAACUUAAAAAAAAGCAACAUGUUAACAGGUAUCUUUAUUAAUAUCAGAAAGUUCAAUUUUGUCUACUGCUCAUAUUAAUAAAAGAUAUUUUAUUUUUCCAGUUUCCCAUUAGAUAUUGCGACUAUCCAUGUAAAUAUUUUUACUAGACUGUAUAAAAACAGUGUUUAAGCAAUCAACGGAUAUAGUUCUAAAAUAUAAUUAUUGUAGUGAUAAAAUUUGAAAUAUUAAGUGAGAUUUAUUUUUUAUGAACAAAGUACUGUUAGUCACAAUGCAAAUUAGUUUUGCAUUGAAGUGUCCAUAUUUUUGUAUAUAUUCUAAUGCUAGGCUGUACUUGUAUAGAAUUUCCAAUGUCAUUGUGUAAUAAUAUCAUACAAAAUUGGCCAUUUAUCUACCUACAUCAAGAAAAUAUAAGUAUUAAACUAC
Amyelois transitella is the source of this 5958-nucleotide messenger RNA. RefSeq names its product partitioning defective 3 homolog (gene baz). Gene Ontology annotation, molecular function: protein binding; phosphatidylinositol binding. Gene Ontology annotation, biological process: establishment or maintenance of epithelial cell apical/basal polarity; cell adhesion; establishment of centrosome localization. Gene Ontology annotation, cellular component: apical plasma membrane; adherens junction; cell cortex. The coding region runs from base 443 to 3763 and encodes 1106 amino acids. The transcript is spliced from 20 exons. The record is from RefSeq and is a predicted model, not a curated record. NCBI's taxonomy places the organism in Eukaryota, Metazoa, Arthropoda, Insecta, Lepidoptera, Pyralidae.